Messenger RNA from Pteronotus mesoamericanus, 649 nucleotides. Its product is annotated as ATP synthase subunit s, mitochondrial. The coding region runs from base 9 to 608 and encodes 199 amino acids. The record is from RefSeq and is a predicted model, not a curated record. NCBI's taxonomy places the organism in Eukaryota, Metazoa, Chordata, Mammalia, Chiroptera, Mormoopidae. The transcript has 4 exons.
AGUAAACGAUGCUGUUUGGAAAAAUUUCCUGGCAGUUAUGUGGCUUAAAGAAACUCCCACGGUCAUGUGACACCAGAUACUUCUGGGGCUGGUUGAAUGCAGUGUUUAAUAAAGUAGACUAUGAACGCAUCAGGGAGGCUGGCCCUGAAAGGGCGGCCUCCGAGUGGCUGCUUCGCUGUGGGGCCAUGGUGCGCUACCAUGGCCAGGAGAGGUGGCAGAAGGACUACAACAACCUCCCAACGGGCCCUCUGGACAAAUACAAGAUCCAGGCCAUUGAUGCCACUGACUCUUGUAUCAUGAAUAUUGGAUUUGAUUACAUGGAGGGCCUAAAGCAUGUUGAAAAAAUAAGGCUUUGCAAGUGCCAUUACAUCGAGGAUGGCUGUUUGGAGAGAAUUGGUCAAUUUGAAAAUUUACAAAAAAGUUUGUUGGAAAUGGAAAUAAUUUCAUGUGGGAAUGUCACAGACAAAGGCAUCAUUGCUUUGCGUCACUUAAGAAACCUCAAGUAUUUGUUUUUAUGUGAUCUUCCUGGAAUAAGAAAUAAAGAAAACCUUGUCCAAGCCUUUAAGACAACACUACCUUCUCUGGAACUAAAAUUAGACUUGAAGUGAAAAUAAUAAUAAUAAAAAAUAAGUGCCUUAUUCAAUAUAAA